AUGGGAAAUGUAUUUCAUCCACAAACAAUUGCAACAGAAUCUCCUCCAAUUUUUAAUACAAAAAAUAUAACUGAAGGGCUAUUUUGUGCUGAUAUUAUUGAGCGUUGUGAUGAAAAACCUUUGUGGAAUGCACUUAUGGGUUAUGGGUUUUUAGUUGUUUUUUGUUUUGCUUUAAUUGGGAAUUGUCUAAAUUUGUUAAUUUACAAUUCUGACCAUAUUCGAUUUUUUAUUGCUAUUAGAAUGCUUUGCACUAAAUUGUUAAUGAAUACUUGUAUGAUGAUGGUUAUGCUUCCUCAAGCUCUUCGGGUUAUUCGUCUUUGGGAUAUUGGGGAUCGGACUGACCAACUUUAUUGGCGUUUUUGGCCUUAUCAGGCUUAUUUAACCAAUGUUUUUGGAUUUUGUGCAAUGUGGCUAACAGUUUUAAUGACUGCAGAAUGUUAUAUCCAUAUAUUCUUCCCUUCAAAAUCAAAACUUUUAUGUACUAAACAGACUGUUUGGCGUUCCUAUUUUAUUAUUUUACUUACUGGUCUUAUAUUGGCUUCAAUUUAUCCUCUAAAUCGUGAUGUUUCGUUGGUCAACAAAUGUGAUCGAAAAGUUGUUAAGAUUAUAACUUCUCAAAGCUCAAUUAUGAUUUUAUUUGAAAAAAUCCACACAAUUGCGGAUAUGUUUCUGUCCAUUCUUUUGCCGUUAUCUUUACUUGUUUUUAUGACAAUAAUGAUAGUUUGGAGAUUGUGGAUUUGGCCUAAUCGUAGAUGGAGACAUCUAAAAACUAAUGAUAUAACUAAGAAACCUCCAAACCAAACAGGACCGACAACUAACCUUUUAACUAAUGCUGCAUAUAAUGAACGGAAAAGUAGAGAAAAUGGAAGUAGUAAUGGGAACAACAACAACAAUAACCAUUUUUCAGCAGAAAAGAGAGGAGUAACAAGAAUUACAUUAAUUACUUGCUUUAUUCAGUUGGUCACAGAAACACCAUCAAUGUCUGUUCUCAUCUACGUCUCAAUGUUCGGACCAAAUGUACACAAAAAGGAACAUGUUUGUACUUUGCAGACUAUUUCCUAUUUCUUAUGUCUUUGCAAUGCUUCAUUAUCAUUUUUUGUCUAUAUAACCUUCAGCAAUCGUUUUAGAAAGACAAUGAUUAAUCGUGUUCGUCUACUUUUACAUCGAGUAUGCCCAACUAUUUUUAGUGAAGUACCUCCUUCAACAGGAGGACUUAAAAAUUACGGCAGACAAAUGAGGAUGCCUAAUUCAAGUGCUACUCCCUCACAAAUGGUUGUUUUAACAAGCAGAGACAAUUCACCAAGAAAUGGAAGUCAAUCUGAAGGAAAACAUCAAAAACUUUUGGUUGUUGUAAGCGAGCCGAAAAAUUCUGGCAAAAAAAGUCGAGCAGCUUCAAUAACAACAAAGGAUGUAGAAGAGGGUAGAGGUCGUUGUUCUCCUUCUUCAAAAUUAAGUAGCCGAAAUUCAUCAGAACACGAAAUUGAUAAACAAAAAUUACAACAACAUUUCUCUAAUUUUCCUAUUUCCUUCACUAGACGAUUUCUUCGCGAUAAAUUAGUUAAACAAACAAAAGAGAAAGGGCCGCUGAAAAAACUUGAAUCUGACUCUCUAAUGACAGAAACAACAAAUUCAAUGGAAACAAUUCCAGCCUCCCUUUCUGGUCAUCAUUUAGCUUUUCACAAUAAUUCUGUUGAUAGUUGUCGCCCUCUAAGUAAUUCAGUUAAUGGAAGAUUAACAGGAAAUAACCAAAUAGAACAGCAAAUAUUAAAGAAAAAAGAUUGUUGUAAUGGAGAAUUAUCAAAUAAUUUGAGAAGGAAAACUUCUAGUGCAAAUGAAGUUACGGGAAUUAAAAGAAGUUCUAUUUGUUCAACCAAUACAAAUAGCCAAUUCGAUGCUUUUCUUUAA
Meloidogyne enterolobii is the source of this 1905-nucleotide messenger RNA. The record is from the annotation of a GenBank genome assembly. Lineage: Eukaryota; Metazoa; Nematoda; Chromadorea; Rhabditida; Meloidogynidae.